This is a messenger RNA of Prunus armeniaca (apricot), 1116 nucleotides long. The record is from the annotation of a GenBank genome assembly. Lineage: Eukaryota; Viridiplantae; Streptophyta; Magnoliopsida; Rosales; Rosaceae.
AUGCCUCUUUCGCUUGAGUUUUUCAUGAAUUUGAUGUCUGAUAAUUCUGAAAGAGAAAGUCAAAGCUCCCCAAGUCCCCAUACCUUCAGUGGGGAAGAGUUUGAGAGUGGUAGCCACAAUGAAGACUUGGGUACUGAUGGGGAAAGUACUGGGCUUGAACGUGUGGUGGAAGGGCUGAUAGUGGAGGGAAGUAGGGUUGGGGGAGAAGAGCAGUCAAGGAGUUUUGGGGGGGAAGCCUAUAGGGAAAUGCAAAGGAACUAUGUGACCCUAGAAGCUUGUGCAAACCAGGUGUUGGGGAUAACCCAGGCACCAGAGGCAAGUGCAAGUGGGCGAGCGGGGCCAUCGGGGUGUGGUACUGUGGUAGUAGCAUCCGCUGAUGUGGGCAUUCCAAUAGGGGUUCCACUACCGAAGAAAAAUAUGAUGAGUCUGUAUGAUUUAGAGUCGCUGAAGGUAGAUUACACUAUACCUGAGUGUGUGGGGCUAAGGUUGCCCAUACCUGCUGAAGCGGCAAGAUACCCUCCCGAGGGUUGUGUUAUGGUGUUCUCAGCCAUGUACAAACAUGGAUUGAGGUUACCAUUGCAUCCUUGGGUCAACUGUCGAAAGGCGAAGGAGAGAGGAUACUUUAUAGAGCAACCACCAUCGUCGCAGAAAACGUGGCGAAAUCGGUGGUUCUUUGCCUUCGGUGAUUGGGAGUGCUGGCCUGGGACGAUUGUCAGCAAACAUGUGCCCACCCAAUUUCAAUCUAUAGGUUCUGUGAAGUGUAGCCCAGUGUCCAGGGAGGAAGAGGAAGAGAUAGAGCUAGUGAGGGGACAGUCGGGGUUGCUUCAAGGAAUGGCUGAGGUGCCGAAGAAGGUGGUGACCGUGGCUGAGGUGUCGAAGAAGGUGGUGACCGUGGUUGAGGAUUCACCGAAGGUAGUGGUGGAUCCGGAGGAGAGGCAACGAAAGUUGCGAGAGAGAAGAGAGAAAGAUAGGGCCAAUAGGGCCAAGAAGCAGGCAAAGGGUGCGCCCAGCACAGCCGAGGGACAGCAGCCCGGGCUGCUGAAAAGCUGCCUCAGCAGGAGGAUGAUGAGCUGUUGGCAGAGCUGGAGAAGAAGCGGAGGGGGCUUGAGUCUUUGA